AAUACAAAAUCCGAAUAGCUUCAUAAAACAGACAAACAUGUAUUGGUUUUGUCACAUUUUCUUUCUGAAAUGUAUUUGAUUAUGGAUUUUCAAGUUUUCAUACAUCACCUCUUAUAAAAUUAGUUUAUGAAUUCAUAUUGCACAACUUUAUUCCACAUUUAUUAUUUUACGCAAGUGAUACAGAGGUUAAAAAAAACAAAAACAAAAACCUUAUACAUAAAGUAGUUUUAAACAUUCUGCACGGUGUUUUUUCACAAGAUCAAUUUCCUCAUGUUUCUGGCUGCAAAAGGAAAAAGCUGCAUUUUGUUUUCCUCUAUUGCAACUGGUUUGACCAAGGACCUGUCACACUGGUUGCUCAUUUUGUAUCACACUAAGAGACACUUGUUAUUUAAAAAAAUUGACUUACACUUUUUUUUUAUCCUUUUCAACAAUAAAAUUAAGCUCUAAAGGGAGUGAUAUUUUAGAAAGUCAGGAUGAAGAAAUAUGAGCUUGAAUUUGAGCAUCAAGGUUUCAAGGAGGUAAUUUCAACUUGUUUUUAUUUAUUUAUUUAUUUUUAAUUAUUCGUUUGUGAGGCAAUGUGUAUUUUUGUCUGUCAGAAGUGAGAUUCUGUGAGUUCUUUAAUAUUUUAAAAUUUAUUUUAGUUUUCGGUAAACAGACGAUCUUACCGCGUCAUCGCUGUUUUGCAUAUCCGGUUUGUGUGACUCACAUCAUGGCUAUCUGGAGACGAGGCCAGCCGACCUUCGCUGCAUAGAUGCUCCUUCUGCUGGAUUAAGACGUAAAACAAGAACAGAAAACAGCUGAUCAUCAAUAAUGGACGGGUUUGCGGGGGACAUGCUGGGCAGUGGCCGGGCCGUGCUUGGUGAGGACAGCUCGGUGAUGGCUCGCAUGCAGAAGAAGUUCUGGAAGACCAAGCAAGUCCUCAUCAAAGCCACGGGCAAGAAGGAAGACGAGUACGUGGUGGCUUCAGAUGCUGACCUGGACGCUAAACUCGAGUUCUUCCGCUCCGUUCAGUCGACGUGCACAGAGCUACUGAAGGUGAUCGAGAAGUAUCAGCACAGGAUCACACGCUUGUCUCAGGAGGAGAACGAACUCGGCCUGUUUUUGCGCUUCCAGGCUGAACAUGAUCGCACAAAAGCUGGCAACAUGAUGGACGCCACCAGCAAAGCCCUCUGUACGUCGGCCAAGCAGAGGAUGGCACUUUGUCCGCCGCUGCAUCGUUUGCAUCAGGAGGUGGAGACGUUCCGGCGGCGUGCCAUUGCCGACACGCUGCUGACGGUGACUCGUAUGGAGAAGGCCCGCACCGAGUACAGAGGAGCUCUGCUCUGGAUGAAAGACGUCUCCCAAGAACUAGACCCAGACACCUACAAACAGCUGGAGAAGUUCCGCAAGGUCCAAGCCCAGGUCAGAGGGACAAAGAGUCAGUUUGAGAAACUGAAGAAUGAUGUGUGUCAGAAAGUGGACAUGCUGGGAGCGAGCCGCUGCAACAUGCUCUCCCAUUCCCUCUGUACCUACCAGACCACUCUGCUCCAGUUCUGGGAGAAAACGGCUCAUGCUAUGUCGGAAAUCCACGAGGCCUUCCAAGGACAUGUUCCGUACCAGUUUACCACACUCAAGGACCUGCGAGACCCACUGGAGCAAAUAUCAGACUCACAAAAACAGGAGGACAAGAGGGAGGAUGCUCUGCAGGGUAACACAGACAGUCUGGUGUCCUUGGAUGACGACAAGCCAUCAGGAAGUGCCUCUAAUGCAGACCCGCCCCUCAGCAGUGAUGGACAGAGCCAGACUGGAGUGCACCAAAGCGCUACCACGCCUACUCCAGCCCUGCACAGCCUCAGAGAACUGUCAGUCGGCUCUGAUGAUGACUUGAUGCUCAUAGCCUGCGACCCUCCGCUGCCCCCACCCACAACAAAUGCCCUGCUGCAGCCCCAGCCUUCCCUUCAAGCUGGAGAUCAGAAGGAGUCCAGGUCCUCCGGUGGGCCUCCACACCCUGCUGGGCUGAGACCAGAGGACGAGGACAGCGAGCGAAGCGACAUGGCUUUCCUCAAAGACCUACUCAGCCCAGGUUCCGGGGCCGGUGAUGAGUUCAGCAGAGAGUGGCAGGAUGCCUUCGGGAUGUUUGACCCUCCCAGCGUCCCCCUAGCGAGCACCGGAGCAGUUGGCGGUGGGGCAUCAGCAGGUCCACCCUCUAACCCUCCCAGUCCCACAGGCUUCCUGCCCUCCCAGCUGCUGGAUCACAGUCUGAGCUCUACAGGCUGGGCAACUCCACCUAUGUUCCAGGCUCCGCCCUUGCAGCCUCCUCCUGGUCCAAACCAGUCAGCUCAGCCGGCUCCGAGUUCAACAACUAAUGCUGCUCAAGGAGGAUCCAAAGACAUGUCUGCAUGGUUCAACCUGUUUGCAGACUUGGACCCCCUUUCCAACCCAGACGCCAUCGGACGCUCUGCGGAUGAGCUGCUCAACGCCUGAAGUGAGCAUCUUUGUCUGAUUCUACAGCCAAUAAAACAUUCACCAGCUAGUUACUCUGCCAAGGAAUGCGUCGGAGUUAUGUGACAAUCAGGUACGUUUGUCUGUCUGUCUGUGUUAGCAACAUUACUCAAAAACGGACAAAUGGUUUUCAGGAGCUUCUUCACUUAUUGGCAAUGUGGCCAAAGACCUGUACAUUUAUAACGAAGCAACAGAAAAAAUUAUUUGGAACAUACACUACCGUUCAAAAGUUUGGGGUCAUCCGGACAAAUUCACAUUUUCCAUGAAAACUUUUGUUCAUGUGCUAACGUAACUGCACAAGGGUUUUCUAAUCAUCAAUUAAUCUAGAAUCCUCAAGACUGAUGGUGGCAUUACUUGCAUGUGCUGCUGCUCUGUCAGUGUCACUGACACAAACCUUACUCAUUUUUUCUCAAUGUAGAUGUUCCAUUCAAAAUUUCCAGCUAGAAUAGUCAUUUACCACAUUAACAAUGUCUAGACUGGAUUUCUGAUUCAUUUAAUGUUAUCUUCACUGAAAAAAACUGCUUUUCUUUCAAAAAUAAGGACAUUUCUAAGUGACCCCACACUUUUGAACGGUAAUGAAGUUCCAGUGAAGCUUGUAGAAUUGUAGAUUAAAAUGGAGGUAUUGAGCUCGUACUAGCCCAUCUACCAUCUUCAGUGUAGUAUUUGGGCUCGCUGGCCACUCCAUGUUCAGGCCCCGGCCAGCCAGAGGCAGCCCGUCCACACUGAGGACAGGCGACCCCUUCUGGAUGCAUUUCACAACAACACAAGCUGAGCAAGACAGAAGGAAAAUCAGCAUCAGAGUGACAGUGAGGGAAAGAAAAGGGAGGGAAAGAGCUAGGAGAAGAAGUGAUAGUGGUGGAGUAAAAAAAGGCUGGUGCUUGGGAAGGAGGGGGCAAGCAGACACAGGUUGAACACGCUGCACACAUCAUAGCCCUGGCCUGUGUUUCCCUUAGAUACACACCGCCUGGCAGGUACCAGAUCACUGCUACCAGUUAGAGUAACGAAGGCAUCAGCUUGAACAAGUUUACAGUCAGCAUUCAUGACAAACAGCUAGUAAAAACAUCAAACAGAUGUCUGGAGGUGGUCUGAAUACAUGCUUAGUUGAAUUUUUUCUUGCCUGGCCUUGCCUUUCUAGUAUGUACCUAUUGCCACCAUAGUGCAAAGACCAUAAUAUGCGUCAUGGCAACGGUCAGACAUGAUCAGAGCACUAUGGCGGUUUAGGGAAACUGAGCGGUCUAAAAUAUCAGGCACAUUUUUAACUGCUCCUUUUCACGACCCUUCAAGUUUUGCUACGAUAUAUUUGGCAGCACCAAAAUUAGCCUCCGUGGUCAAUCUCGUGGUCGCCAAGGAAACCAGCAGCCUUUUUUUUUGUUGUCAUCAUAAUGGAAGGCAUAUUUUAUAUCAAGAUAAAUAACUACAGAUAGAAAAAGAGAUGUCCGUGGAAAGGCGCCAUGGUAUAAUACGAUGAAAUAAAAGAGUCAAGUCCUUUCGCCCUUUUUCCUCCCAAAAAACAUGAACGUAAACCAGCACUAAAGUUAGAAGAAAGCGAUGAAAUGUUAGCUGCUAACACCUGCUCAGGGCUGCAGGACUCUCACGUUGUAAUCGUCUGAGGAGGAGAGGCAGUGGGAAGCGCUUUUUGAAGAAGAUAAGGACAUCAGAGAGAGCUGAGCUGGCAUGCUGAAGGCAUUUUUUUUAAUUUUUUUUAUUUUGGAGCAAAAACGGUUGUUUCCUCAAAUGCUUUCUGAUUUCGUUGGUUGUUUUUGGGGACUGAGGGGGGCAUGUUAGUUGAUAUAAAGGCCACGGGGGCCAUCAGAAGCUCUCCGGCUCCUCCAAGAGGCAGGGUUGGGUGGACAGAGGCACGAGGGACGGGGACAGGCUUCGGAGGCCCACCCCGGGGCGAAAGUUGAGGUCCGGGGCAGGGAGUAAGGGCUUGAGGAUGCUGACGAGGCAGAAGGCAGAGCCACUGUUGGGGAUGAAGUUGACCUUGUUGCGGUCGGGACACAGGAAGGGAGGGAUCUCCUGCAGAGGUUUGGGCCUGGAAACACAAGCAGAGACACAGUUAGCCUUCAUGAGAAAUCCUCUUUGUCACACUUUGGCAUGAAAAUGUUUACCAAGUCCUUUGUGGUAGCUGUCAACACAUUCCAUAGAAAGACAAAUGAUGAUACUCCGUCUGUGGCUCUCAGAUUCAAGCUCAAUGGUUCAUACGGAACAUGUUGCUAAUAUCUAGUUUAAUCACAAAGUUUUGACUUCAAGUACUUUAUUUGAGUGUGCAUUCAUUGACUUUUUUGGUGUUAGUUGCCGCACAAGACACAGAACAUCAUCAUUAAUUAGGAGUAGUGAUAGUUCAUGUCCACCUAAGUACCAUAUUUUUCGGAAUCAGCUUAGUUUUUCAUCUCCACUUUAGCUCUUUGGUGGCUGAAGUUCUCCUAUGCUCACCAACCCGUCUCUAACCUAGUGUGUUUACAUUCACAAAACUAAAUUAUCAUAUUUACAGUUGUGUGAGCAAAGGCUUAAAUACACUUAUAAAGACUAUGUCUGUGAUGGUAGCCUUGAGGUUCCAAUGAUGGAAUGAUUUCCAUGUGUGUUUGUCACAAAAACUACCACGCAUUUUGGUUCUUUCAUAGAUUUAUUAUAUGUCUUCUGGAAAUAUGACAAAAUCUGCUGGGUCAAAAAUAUACAUAUACAGGGUUUCUGCAGGGCAUUAAAAAGCAUAAGUAGUCAUGAAGUUAGUUUUGCAAAAAUUAAGGCCUUAAAUGGCAUUAAAAAUCAUUAAAUUUGAGUCUCAGUGGCAUUAAAAAUUCUUUCUGCAGUUUUCAAGAAAAUGUUGGACAAUAAUAAUAUAAUAAUAUAUAAUUAUAGACUGCGAUUUGUCAGAUAUGUGAAUCUGUCUAAACAUGUUGACACAUUGUGAUAAUUGUUCCGGCCGGUCGGGUUCUAUUGCCAAAAACUGGAUGUUUGUAAAGUGGCCGACAGGCUGGACCAGGUGGAGGAGAGCUGGGAAAUGGGGAAAUGCAAAUUCCAGCAAAAAUGGCUGGAAAACAUGGAAUUCAGAGAAUGACUGCAGCGUGGGUGGUCAGGAGUGGUUUCUGGAUUCAGAAAUAGUGAAAUGUAGGGACAGUUUUCAUAUGAAAAUCUUUUACAAAAAAAAACCAAACCCAUGUAAUUUGUUGUAUUUACGGUCGUGGCAUUAAAAUUUUUACAGUCUAGCAUGAAAAUGGUAUUAAAAAGCAUUAAAUUGGACUGGCUGAUUUCUGCAGAAACCCUGAUACAGCAUUUGGACUCAUUAGUUCUGGUGCUGAAGACAGUUGUGACUACUACUACUACUAUUACUAAAGACUUCUCUGAGCCAAUAUAAACAGCGACCAAGUGAACACUCAUUAGACUCAGAUUUUCUCACUGUAGCAUUUGUGGCUAAGGAGCUUAGCACAGAUUUGAAUAAGUUAAUCAUUGACUUGAACAAGUCAGGAAAGUGACUUGGAGAGUUGUCAGAAAGCCAACAAAUUUACUGCACCAAUUAUGUCAAGAAGAGUGGUGAAAGAUUCAGCCAGAAGCUUGUGGACGGCUAACAAAAGUGCCAAAAUGAGGUCAAAAGGACCAAAGGACAUUUAGAUUCUGUCAUAUUUCCAGAAGACCUAUAAUAUGUAUAAAAUGUGACAAAGACACAUAUUUCAACCGUUCUACUCACAUGGACUCCUCGAUCACUUUGACCUUCUCGCAGCCCUCUGGAGGUUCUCUCUUGAACAUGUAGCUGUUGUUGGGUCUGGGAGAGGCGGCGUAUUUAGGCAGCGGGGAGCAGGGGCCCAGCUCUGUGGAGGGACAGGGUGGGUGGGAGGUUAGCAACACAUCAGGCCGUAUGUCUGGUAUGAUACUACGCGUGCACGUCCGUCACCUUUGUCCUCGUAGGGGCUGCCUCCACCCGUGUCAUUGAGGACAGUGAGGUAGGAGGGUGAGAUGGAGUCGGGACGGCUACUGCAGUUGCUAUGGUUACUACUCAGGCCGCCCCCUGAGGGAGUUUGUGUGUCGAUGCUGCGGGUACUGCUGCUGCGCUGUGGGGGGACGGGUGGGGGUGCACGGUGUCCAUCUGGGACAUCCUGUGGCUGUCGCGCACACACACACACACACACACACACACACACACACACACACACACACACACAAAUGAGGUCAGGAAAACACUGCUGCCUUAAUCCCCAAUCUCUCUAAAAAAAAAAACAAAAAACCCUUGAAUGUUAAUUGAGCGCAACACAAAGCAAAACAGCCAACAACACAUUUAGUCUCUCGUUCGGUUCGACUCACAACGAUGGUCUCGUCCUUCUCGGGGGUGUCUCGGAUGAUGAUGCGUUCGAUCUCCUGGUUGAGGCCCUCCACGCUGUUGCGGAACCGAGGGGCCGACGACUUGGAUAUAGGGAUGGGGAUCAGGAUGGUCUUGGGCAUAGGCGACUGCAAAAACAGGCAGAACGCAAACAAAUUUGCAUUUAAUAUAGAUUCUGUUCCUGGAUGUUGCGCUUUGACUUGGAUUUAGUUGCAGCGGCACUUAGAAAAUCAGCGUAAAUAUCCACAAGUCUUUGAGUCAUUCAGUCAAAAUACAGGCAAAAAAUAGUAUUUCUUCUGCAGCUUUGACGCCAUUAUUCUAGCACUCAUAUCAUUUACAUUGUGAGAUGUUGCUGCUGCCUGUAAAACUAAGAACUGCACAACAUCUGGAUUAUAAAAUGGCACAUCAGUAUGUAAAUGUCAAUCAUGGAUCAACCUAAAAUUCUGCCGUAUUGAAAUGAUUUCUGCAUCCCGUAGCAGAGGAGGCAUGUAAAUAACUUAAGUAGAGAAAGCUGCUGAGGUUAUACACUGAACACAACCAAAUGGAUUAAAUAAAGCCUCCCUCCUCCAUGUGUCAAAGUGUCCUUGGGCAAGACACUGAACCCCGAGCACCAUGCAUGUGUGUGAAUAUGUGUGAAAAACACACUGUAAAGUGCUUUGCAGAUCCCAGCUGGGGUUAUAAAGGUACUAUAUAAGUGUGUCCAUUUAUUUAACAUUGUACAGAUUAUUAAUAUGUAUUUCUGCACCAGUGCUUUGCCCACCAGUAAUCAGAAAUAAAAAUUCUAUCACAGAGACAGACUUUGACAAGCAAAAACUGAAGUGACACACCUCUCUCUGACAUUAAUUUGCAUAUGGAAGUGAGUUUCUGCUAGCUGAGGGUUCUUUACAGCCGUGAAUGAACAUGUCAAAGGCUUUGUGAGCGUAGUUGCAUGAUCCUUUUCUUUGUCUAACGAGAAGGUCCAGAAAGAAGGACAGCUGCGCUCCAGCAGACUCCACAGGGAGCGUAUUACCAGCCCUGCUACACCAUCACAUACGGCAGCAUGACGGCAGAGAAAGAGCCCAGUUUAACUGUCUUUGCAUACACCCCAUCUCACAUUUCAAACUAUCUGGAGACACACACGCCAGCGCUAAACAAGGACACAAGGAAAAGUGGGACGUCUUCGAAACUCUCCAGAUCGGGGACCCAACCUAGUUCCUCUCAGACACACACUCCCUCGUCUCUAUUGAUCACCUGCGACUGGAUGAUGGUGUGGCUGCCAUUGAACGGCGACUUGCGCUCUUUAUCUCUCCGAUGGCGGCUGCUGCGUUUGCUGCGCUGAAGCUGCUGCCGCAAUUUGGCAAUCUGGAGGUGAUACACGGAUAUAUGCAGACGUUAAAAGUAACGGUGGAGCAAAUAGUGAAAAUUGCCUCACAAUGCUGCUGAUUUAGGCGCAAAAUCAGGAAAGAAACGGACCUCCUUGAGCUGGUCGGUGCUCCCACAGGAGGCCGAGCGUUUGUGAGAGCCCCUCCUCCUCUCAUCUGCCCAGGCCCUGGGGGUCUGACACACACAAAAAUACAUAAUCAUUGUCUUAAUUGUUUUUAUAUACUUAUACUAUACAUUUUACAUUGUCUGAAUUGGUGUGCUGUCUUGGCCAGGUCUCCCUCGGAAAAGAGAUUUUUAAUCUUAAGGGAAUUCCUGGUAAAAUAAAGGUUAAAUAAAAUAAAAAUAAAAGAGGAAAUGCAGGCACAACAGGUUUUUCAGCACCAAGAAAAUCAAGAAUAGAGAAUAAAAAUGCUAAUUAAUUUUCUUAAUCCUCGUGUUGUCCUGCGGGUCAAAAUUGACCCGUUUUCAAGUUUGAAAAUGUGGAGAAAAAAAAAUAUUUUCACAAUGAAACUUCUGAUGUCCACAUUUUCAACAUUUUUGGGAAAUCUUUGAACAUUUUUUGGUGGAAAAAAAAUGUUAAAAAUGUUUCUUAAGAACAUUCACAAAAAAAUCGACCAAAAUCCAGCGAAUUUUGCUGGAUUUUGGUUUUACUGAUAUAUAUAUAUGUAGUUACUUUAGAUAUUUUUAGGUUUUUUUGGAAGAUUUUUACCCAUUUUUUAAAAAAUAUUUACAAGAAUUUUCUUGCCAAAUUUGGGGGAUUUUUUAUUUAUUUUUUUUAAAUAAAACUUUUAAGGGAAACUUUUAAGGAAUAAUUGGAAUUUUCUUCCUGAAGGUUUUGCAAAUUUUCAGAAAUUUGGGGAAUUUUUUUGCAGAAUUUGCAAAAUUGCAAAAGGAAACAAUAUUUUUUGGUCCCCGUAAAUGGAGACAGCAGGAGGGUUAAACACACAGUAUGGUCACUCACCUGCGUCGCUUUGUCCCUCAUGUAGGGAAUGUGUUGUUGCUGGCUGUCGUCCUGAGGCCAGGGACCUGUCAGGUGAGAGCCAGCGAGCGUGCCCUGUGAGGGCCACAGCUGGACGCGAUGGCGGGAGACCGAGAGGAGAAUGAGGAGCUGAGUGCUCAGAGGGGGGAGAGGGGGAUGCUGGAGGACGUGGAGGGGAACCACACAGAGAUGUGGGAGGUUAAGGCCACAGAGGCGGUCUGAGGGGGAAACAGAGAGAGAGAGAGGUUGUUUGUCAACACAAAGUAAACAUGUCAACAAAUCAACAGACACACAGCUGGCCUGCAGGAUAAGCUCAUGGCUGCCUUCCUCUGUCUGUCUAGGUUUGCGGGUGUUUACAUUAGAGUGUGUGUCUCGUCAGAUUGAUGGUAAUCCGUCCCGUGCUGGUCAGAGCGGAUAUAGCCCCAGCUAAGUCUCCCACAGACCCCUGUUAAUGGCAUUAAAACAGCUUACAGCAGAGGGGAGUGAGGGCAGGUAGCUGCUGCCCAACUGACCCUGAUUCAGAGCUGCAUGUUUUGCACCGGUCCUCUGAUACUGGUGGGUCUUUGUAUGGCACCAGCCAACAAAUUUUAACAUCAAUUUCAGAUUUACAUAACUAAGAAAAUCAUUUUGAAGUUAAUAAAUCAUGAAAACAAUUGCUGACGACUUCCUAUGUAAAGCUAAACUGCUUUUAACCCUCCUGUUGUCUUCAUUUACAGGCACCAAAAAAUAUUGUUUCCUUGUCUGAAAAAAAUCCAAAAAUUCAGCAAAAAAAUCCCCAAAUUUCUGAAAAUUUGCAAAACCUUCAGGAAGAAAAUUCCAAUAAUUCCAUAAAAGCGUCCCUUAAAAGUUUUAUUUAAAAAAAAAAAUUCCCCAAAUUUGACAAAAAAAUUCUAAAUAUUUUCAAAAAAUGAGUAAAAAUCUUCCAAAAUGAAAUGAAAAAACAUAUUUAUACUGUAAAGAUAACUCUGAUCAGAGGUUGUUAAUCAUUAUUCUUCUUACUUUAUGUCCCAAAGAAAUCUGUAAUUCACAAUGAGGAUGAAUUUUUUUCACCAUAGUGUGCAAUAAGUUCUAUUUAUUUGUCAAAUUUGUCAACUGAGGGUUUUAUAGAUGCUCAUCUGUCAUGCCAGUGGACCAGACAAGGCAAUACAUGAACAGACAAGAGACUCAGCUCUGAUGCAGCUUGCAGGAUGAAUCCAUCAAUUGUGGUUUUUUUUUUUUGUUGUUUGUUUUUUUUUUUUAUAGCAUUUUACGCUCCAAAUGGAUCCUGAAUGCAACAUUUAUCUGCACAUAAAAACACGCAGCAUUGACUGGCAGCGUGGGUCCUGGAGUUAAAUUUGGCAGGGGCCUUGACCAGCGCACAUCGCUGUUGCUAGGGAACGGGGGGCUGACUGAUCUUCAUUAACACACAGCAGGAUUUGUGUGUGUUUGUGUGUGUGUGUGUGUGUGUGUGUGUGUGUGUGUGUGUGUGUGUGUGUGUGUGUGUGUGUGUGUGUGUGUGUGUGUGUGUAAAAGGUGGUUUCAGCAUCAGGGCUCCGCUGGGAAAAUGCUUAGCCUGCUUUAAUUUGACUGCUGCGACCCGUACAGGAGUUUGUAAGCUGACAGCACCGGCAGUAGUAGUGGCAGCACAAAUGGAGGUAUAAAAGCUCAACAUGGUUCUAGAUUAUUGGUUCUGACCUCUUUAGAGACAGAGAAGUGUGACAGAAAUUCAUAUAUCGCCAGAAAAAGAUGACCUUGUAUCAAGUGAUGGGUUUUAAUGAUCUGCUAUGGGUAAAAAUUGACAGUCCAAGCAAUAAAUGGGAUCUAAAUAUAAAAAUUCACAAUAUUCUAAAGCCAAAUUGACACGUGACUUGUCGAGCUGAUUCCUAAACACGCAGAGUAUUAAAACCACACAAUAUGCCGGCCUCAGGAGCAAAACAACACGAUUUUGCAGCGAUUUUACACACCCCUGAACGCCUCAUAACAUGCUCAAUGCCCUCUCUCUACCCAUGUGCAAUUAACCCUCCUGUUGUCCUCAUUUAUGGGCACCAAAAAAUAUUGUUUCCUUGUCUGAAAAAAAAUCCAAAAAUUCUGCAAAAAAAUUCCCCAAAUUUCUGAAAAUUUGCAAAACCUUCAGGAAGAAAAUUCCAAUAAUUCCUUAAAAAUUUCCCUUAAAAGUUUUAUUUUUAAAAAUCCCCCAAAUUUGGCAAGAAAAUUCUUGUAAAUAUUUUCAAAAAAUGAGUAAAAUUCUUCCAAAAAAUCCUAAAAAUAUCGAAAGUGAUUCCAUAUAUAUCAGUAAAACUUCUAAUAUUCUCUUGAGAACAUUCACCAUGAAAAUCAACCAAAAUCCAGCGAAAUUCGCUGGUUUUUGGUUGAUUUUUUUUUGGUGAAUGUUCUUAAGAAACAUUUUUAACAUUUCUUUUUUUCACCAAAAAAUGUUCAAAAAUUUCCCCAAAAUGUUGAAAAUGUGGACAUCAGAAGUGUCACUGUGAAAAUAUUUUUUCCCCCCACAUUUUUAAACUUUAAAACGGGUCAAUUUUGACCCGCAGGACAACAUGAGGGUUAACUAAAAUGUGCAAUAUGCUUCUGUUUAGCUAAGGUGCCCAUAUUUACAUAAAAUUUUAUCAAUAUGUGGCACUAUUUUUAGCCUUUGCAUCUGAAUACCAUGCAAUAAAAUCUAAAAACACUUCUUAGAACCACAGAUUUGUAAGCAAUCUCCUAUUUGGCGCUUGAACAAAAUGACUUAAGUGAGCGUCUGCCUGCAGUCUGUAUUCAAUGCUGCACAGUUUUGAUAAAUAAACCUCACUGCAUCAUCAUGUACAAUGCAGCUCAAUUCUUGGUUUGCACAUAUAUCACCCCCCUCCAUCCCAUCAUCACAACAUAGCACACUCCUCAGUGUGACUUACAGCAUCAUUCACAGUCAGUAUCCUGCGGUUAAAUGGAGAAAAACACGCUCACCUACAGAAAUGUGUUAUAGGUGCGCUGCAUGCGGAGGGGCAUGGAGCUCCUCAGCAGCCCAGCCCCUGGUGGUGCUCCAAGAUGCUAGCGAGGAGGACCGGGAUAUGAAGGCUACAAGCGGGGAAAGCCCUCUUUGACAGAUUCAGGCAGACACCGAGGAGGAAAAUAGAAAAACGCGGGUACAGUAUGUGUCGAAAUGGGCGUUGCUGGCUGCUGUAUUCGCACCCUGCCUCCUCGUCGUCCCCCUCCUCCUCGUCGUCGUGGAUGGAUGUUUUUCUGUCCCGGCUGAUGCGACACGCCAGCUUCCAACGGCUACCCUGAUCUGGUCGGAAAGAGCCACGAUGAGCGGAGGGUAGAAACACAGGAGGAUGUUGUGAAGAGUCGGAAAAACGACGGAAAAAAAAUAAGAGAGGGACAAAAAAACAGAGAA
This is a messenger RNA of Amphiprion ocellaris (clown anemonefish), 12498 nucleotides long. RefSeq names its product islet cell autoantigen 1-like (gene ical1). The transcript has 16 exons. NCBI's taxonomy places the organism in Eukaryota, Metazoa, Chordata, Actinopteri, Pomacentridae. The record is from RefSeq and is a predicted model, not a curated record. Gene Ontology annotation, molecular function: protein domain specific binding. The coding region runs from base 811 to 2463 and encodes 550 amino acids. Gene Ontology annotation, cellular component: Golgi apparatus. Gene Ontology annotation, biological process: regulation of transport.